Molecule: messenger RNA, 1053 nt
Organism: Camellia sinensis
Lineage: Eukaryota; Viridiplantae; Streptophyta; Magnoliopsida; Ericales; Theaceae
Source: RefSeq, a predicted model, not a curated record
AUGGAGCACUCACAAUCGCCAUCCACACCUUCGAGACAUUUGCGUAAGCGUGGUGGUAAACAGUCUCAACCGCAGUCCAGACUAGCUCACAAAGCAAAUUGGGAGUCUGACACGAUGCGCAUGUUCUUGCAACUUGUUAUCAAAGAGUUGGACUCAGGUUUCAAGGGCAGCUUCCAUACAAUGACAAUGCACGGAUGCAGGGCUAUCGCCAAGGCCUUCGAGGAGCGUACACAUAAGGUUCAUGAGGUGAAGCAACUGCAAAACAAGUACGCGUCACUGAAAAAGGAUUGGCAGUCAUGGUCACGCCUGAUGGACAGCAGGCAUGGGCCAACCGGCGUAAGUUACAAUGAAGCAACUGGUUUGAUACAAGCAUCCGACGACUGGUGGGCCCAUUAUGAAAAGAUUGACAAGAAUGCACUGAAGUUCAAAACGAAACCGUUGGAGCAUAUGGAGCUAAUGCGAAGGGUGUACGAAAGUGCAACUGCAACCGGGAAAUUCGCAUGGACACCAGGGGCAGGGUUCGAACCUGUGGCCACGGAGGACAAUCCGUUGCUGGUAGAUGAAGAAGACUGCGAAGACAGCAGUGGUUUGCCCCAUUUCCAGCCAUCCGCGCAGCAUGGACAAACUGUCCACCACAGUUCUGCGCAAGAGGAGGAUAUCCCGGUCAAUGUACAUGCUGCGGCAUCGGCAAUUCACGCUGAGGACAUCCCGGUCAGUGUACAUGCUGCGGCAUCGCCAAAUCACGCUGAUGACACACCUACGAGUGGCCAAAGCAAACGCAAAUUCAGUCGCACAACACACUCGCAGCGGAAAAAAGGGCAGAGUGUCGGCGCAUCGCUCUUGGCGAGUAGCAUGGAAAACCUUGCGUCUUUAGUUAAAUUACAACAACGAGAAGUCCGCGUGCAUUAUGAAUAUGGAGAUUCGGCCUCAGACUGCAUUCGCAAUUAUAUGGCAAGGUUGUACUCCCUACAAGGCUUGGACCGACAAGACCUACUAAUCCUUUACGGUAUGUCGCUAAUGGACAAUCCGGCAAAUCAGGCAAUACUGUUGUAG